Molecule: messenger RNA, 429 nt
Organism: Iphiclides podalirius (scarce swallowtail)
Lineage: Eukaryota; Metazoa; Arthropoda; Insecta; Lepidoptera; Papilionidae
Source: the annotation of a GenBank genome assembly
AUGAGUAAAGCAAUAUGCAAGGGGCUUCGAUCGCCCAUUAGAAGUUUAAUAAACUUGAGAAGGGCCAAGACUAUAUCAACCUCUUUAGUCCACAACGAAACCAUAUUAGUAAAGAAUAAUGAGGAAUUUGUGAAUAAGGUGAUGAACAACGACAAGCCAGUGAUAGUGAAUUUCCACGCAGAGUGGUGUGAGCCAUGUAAGAUCCUUACACCAAAACUGAAGGAACUAAUUGAGCCACUCGACAACCUGGACCUUGCCAUUGUCGAUGUCGAGGACAACGCUGAGCUGGUGCACACUUUUGAGGUGAAGGCGGUACCAGCCGUGAUAGCAGUAAAAAAUGGCCUAAUAGUAGAUAAAUUUAUAGGACUUGUGGAUGCUGAUAUGAUCACAAACCUCAUAGACAGGAUGUCUGGUAAGAAAAAACCAUCA